AUGUACACUACUUGGGCUACGGCCGGACAGUGUUCGAGCUUCCAGCACCAGGCAGCGGGCGAGUGCCCACGCCCGCGGCGCCGUAGCUGCCUGUCGCAGACUCGUGCCCGCGGCCGCUCUGGUCCGCCUCGGCCGCGUCACGUCGUCCGCCGCCUUUGGCUCCCUUCGCAUCCGCUCCGCCUCGUGCCCUCCUCGCUGGCCGCUUGCAACCGCAGCCAUCGGGUGCUUCGCCAUCCCCAAAUCCCACACUCCUCGCCCGAUGCGUUCGAUCCAGUGAGCUCCGACGCUGACAUCAACGCCGUCUCGCUUCUUCGGCGCCUCCUCGACCGUCCGGAGCAUGCCAACCGCCCCCCAACGCCAGCGCGCAUCCGCGGCCGCGCCUGCCGUUUCGUGGCCAUGCGCUGCCGCCUCCCGCGCAUCCUGGCCGACUCCUGCGCGUCCGGCUCCCCAGCGUCGCCUACGCCUGGCCACGUCGCCCGCGCCCGCCCGGCCUCUUGGCCCCGCGCGCUCUCCUCCCCGCGUCGGGUCCGGGCCCCGCACCCGCCGACUUGCCGCUCCAGCCGGCGGCCGGCUUCCGCCCGCGUCACGCCCAGCCGCUCGCGCGCCCCGCCGGCUGCUGGCCUCCCGCGCUGGGUCCGGCCUCCGCUCCGCCGGCUGCUGGCCUCCCGUGUCGGGUCCGGCCCCCGCGCCCGCCGGCUUGCCGCUCCAGCCGGUGGCCGGCUUCCGCCUGCUUCCCGGCCUGCUGGCUUAGCCACGCCGGCUCGCCUCACGCCCGCACCGCCCCGCUCCGCGAACCGUGUCAGGCUCCCUUGCCACGCCUUUGGCCAGCCAGGUCGCGCGCCUCCGCUACGGGUCGAGCGUCGCGGCCAGCUGUGCUCCGUUGCACCCUGGCUCCGGCCGGCUCCUGCCGCUAGCCCCUCGCGUGCGCCGGGUCGCCGCUCCCCCGCCGGCUCCCUCCCGCAUCGCCCCGACUCUAUCCGCGCCGCCGGGUCCCCUCGACGGCCGGUGUCCGCCUCAGCGUCCGCGCUCGCCGCCCACCGGCUCGCCACUCCGUCCGGCCCCGGCCGGCUGGCCCUCUGCCCCGCUCAGCUGGCCGGCUCCGGCCCGGCCCUCACAGCUCUGGCCGGCUCGGCGCGUUGCCGGGCCUGCCCCGCGGCCGACUCCGCUCGCAUCCCGCAUCGGGCCGACUCCCUGUCGCCGCCUCACGUCCACUCCGCGCGCGUCCUCGCUCCCAGCGCCGGCUGCUGCCCUGUAGCUGGCCUCCUCUGCUCUGUUGCACCCUGGCUCCGGCCGGCUCACGCCGCUAGCCCCUCGCAUGCACCGGCUCGCCGCUCCCCCGCCGGCUCCCUCCCGCAUCGCCCCAACUCUGUCCGCGCCGCCGGAUCCCCUCGAUGGCCGGUGUCCGCCUCGGCGUCCGCGCUAGCCGCCCGCCGGCUCGCCAAUCCGUCCGGCCCUGGCCGGCUGGCCCUCUGCUCCGCUCACCUGGCCGGCUCCGCCCCGCGCCGACUGGCCGGUUCCGCCUGGCACCCGCGCGUCGGCCGCCUCUGA
This is a messenger RNA of Aegilops tauschii subsp. strangulata, 1548 nucleotides long. NCBI's taxonomy places the organism in Eukaryota, Viridiplantae, Streptophyta, Magnoliopsida, Poales, Poaceae. The record is from RefSeq and is a predicted model, not a curated record.